UCAGCUCGUGCAGCCGUGACAUUUCUCUAAAAAAGGAGCCUAAAAAAAUAAACAACGAACAUGAGUUCUAUAUGAAAACGUUUAAAAUAUUUAGUAUUAAAAAUCAUGUAUUUAACAUGGGAUAACUAAUGGGUAAAGAGGACAAAAUAUUUUCAGAACCACGGACAGCAGCUAAACAGUCAACAUGAUCUCAACGCUGAUGAAGGAUCGCGUGCACGUGUUCGUAACUAGUUUGACAUCUGAAGUGACGGACAAUAAGAUGCAAGACACGACUGCAACUUUGCCCACGGCAAGUUUUCUGGAUAAUGAGACCAGAUGCGGCGAGCAGAUCUUGAGUUACGGACACGUUGAGAAAGUGCUCAUCGGAGGGGUUCUUACCUUGCUCACUUUCCUGACAGUUUGUGGAAAUUUGCUGGUGGUCAUAUCGGUGUGUUUUGUCAAGAAACUGAAGCAGCCUUCAAAUUAUUUAAUCGUUUCUCUGGCUGUUGCGGACCUGUCGGUGGCAGUGGUCGUUAUGCCGUUUGUCAGCAUCACUGAUCUCAUAGGUGGACAGUGGAUCUUUGGCCGGGUUUUUUGUAACGUUUUCAUCGCCAUGGACGUAAUGUGCUGCACCGCUUCAAUAAUGACACUGUGUGUUAUAAGUAUAGAUAGGUACCUGGGCAUCACUAAGCCACUGACAUAUCCCGUGAGACAGAGCGGAAAGUGCAUGGCCAAAAUAGUGCUGUCUGUAUGGCUUCUAUCUGCUUCCAUCACCCUUCCCCCAUUAUUCGGAUGGGCUCAGAAUGUCAACGAUGAUAAGGUGUGUCUGAUCAGCCAGGACCUGGGUUACACCAUAUACUCUACAGCCGUGGCUUUUUACAUCCCCAUGUCUGUAAUGCUCAUUAUGUACUACCGGAUAUACAGGGUGGCAAAGGUGAGCGCCGCCAAGCACACUUUUGCCAGCUUUCCCAAAACCGACGACGAGGACAGCGUCAACUGCGUGACCGCGGCCCUGAAGCUGCAGAGGGAGGUGGAGGAAUGUGUGAGUUUUUCUCGCCUUCUCAGAAAUGAUCGUAAAAACAUCUCCAUUUUCAAAAGGGAGCAGAAGGCAGCGGCCACUUUGGGGAUCGUCGUGGGAGCUUUUGCCGUGUGCUGGAUGCCCUUCUUUCUGCUCUCCACCGCACGGCCGUUCAUCUGCGGGGUGCAGUGCAGCUGCGUGCCUCUGUGGGUGGAGAGGACUCUGUUGUGGCUGGGCUACGCCAACUCGCUUAUCAACCCCUUCAUAUAUGCAUUUUUCAACAGGGACCUCAGGACCACCUACCACAAUCUUAUUCGCUGCCGAUAUCGGAACAUCAACCGGAAGCUGUCUGCGGCCAGCAUGCAUGAGGCUUUAAAAUUGGCUGAAAAACCUGACCUGGUGAUGUAGGCUGGUUUCACGGAUCAUUGAGACAAGGAGAAACGGGACAUUUUUUGAUGAGACAUUUUCAGUCACGUCAGAGUAAUUAAGUUCACAGACUUUUGUAAAAUGUUUUAUAAAUAAGAUCUUUUCUGUGUACAAGCUCUUUAUGAAGAAGAAAAAAUUACAAUCCGUAGUAGUCUUUUUUUUGUAUACUUAUAUUUGUAAUUUAUACUCAAAUUAUAUUUAAGUGUUAUAUUUAAAUUUAAUUUACUGUGUAUUUACAGUAUGUGAUGUUUAUGUGUUUAUAUUAGAGGUAAUACUAAUCUUGUUUUGAGGAACAACCUACAUUAUAAGGUAAAAAGCUGUUACUGGGGCGGUACCCUUUCAAAAUGUACCUAUAGCGGUGCAUUUUAGUACCUCAAAAGUAUAUAUUGGUAUAUCAAAUGUACAAUAUUGUCUCUAAAUUGUACAUAUUACAACAUUUUGAAAGGGCAUCAUCCUAGUGACACAGCAGCAUUCAUGGAUGUAAGAAUUCUCGAGUUAUAGACAUAAAUAAUUUAAAGGCACAGA
Messenger RNA from Misgurnus anguillicaudatus (oriental weatherfish), 1948 nucleotides. Its product is annotated as 5-hydroxytryptamine receptor 7. Gene Ontology annotation, molecular function: G protein-coupled serotonin receptor activity. Gene Ontology annotation, cellular component: plasma membrane. The record is from RefSeq and is a predicted model, not a curated record. NCBI's taxonomy places the organism in Eukaryota, Metazoa, Chordata, Actinopteri, Cypriniformes, Cobitidae. Gene Ontology annotation, biological process: adenylate cyclase-activating adrenergic receptor signaling pathway; smooth muscle contraction; circadian rhythm.